Molecule: messenger RNA, 1357 nt
Organism: Vitrella brassicaformis
Lineage: Eukaryota; Vitrellaceae
Source: the annotation of a GenBank genome assembly
UUCUGUUUCCGAGGUUACCGUAUUUCUCUUUCGAAAGCCCAAGUUGAACCCCCCCCCGGCCUUUCGUGACAUUCAUCAGCAGUCGUAACAGCGAUGGGAGCCAACAACUCGUUGUCCAGCUGCUGCCAGCGCCCCAAGGUGGACACCGAUAACGAACAGACGGUGAGCAGAGCGACAAAGGUGUAGCUGUUGUUUUUUCCCACUGCGCGCAAGGCAUCCAUCAAGGUGGGCUGACCACACAGACGUCGUGUCUCCACCUCUCUGGCACCCAUGUGUUGUGUGUUCCCCCCUUCAUCCCUUUCCUCAGUACAAGUUCGAGAACGGUGAGGAAGGCGAGGUUGACGUGCCCCUGCAGGUCGACGAGCGGGCGGGGGCCGGCAAGAGGAAGGCCCGGCUCAAGUUUGUCGUCAACGGCGAUCCCGAUGACCCGUCGACGUGUACCUCAACAACUUCGUCAAGACGCACAAGGACAUCAACCUCACCGUGGCCAAGGUGGACAAGCCCAUGUACACACUCAACGGACAGGAGGCGUUUCUCACCGAGAAGGACGGCGUCGUCGUAAUUCGGGACGGAACCGCGUGGAAACCAUUCAUGGUCACCCUUAGUUCAGCACGACCCACCAGAGAGCCAGCCAGACACCCAUCCAUCCAUCCAUCCAUACACAAACCUGUGUCUGUGUGUGUUGGGGUCGGUCAGAAGUUCAUAGCUGAGGCUGUGUCAGGUGAGGGCGAGGUUCACGUGCCCCUGCAGGUCGACGAGCCAGCUCGAGAGGGCGGCCAGGGCGGAGAGGGAGGGAAGGUGGUGCAGCAGUGAAUUCACUCACACUAGCGAGGGCGUGAGUGGAUGCCGACUGGUCCGUCUCGGUCAGUCCCUUGUUUGUGGGUGGGUGUCAGUCUGGCUGCCAUGUGUGUGGUGUGAUGUGAUGCUGUGCCGUGCCGUGUAUUGUCGUUGGCUCGUCUGGCUGCACUGCAUGUCGCUCAUCUUCUUCUCGGCUAGCUUAGGCAACAAGACGUUAACCGAAUAGCACACAACAAACAGAGACAUGGUGGUGCCGCCGCUGGCCUCCUGCAUGUGCUUCUUCCACUCCAGCUCCCAAACCUGCCUGCCUGCACCACACACCCCUCGCAUGUAUAUGGCCACGUGCUGUAUCGUGUGCCUUUGUUGUUGGUCUGACCUUUUCUCCAUAAGCCCAUCCAUUCAUCCAUGCAGACAUCAAGGCGGAUUGGUCAUUCGGUCGUGGGUGUGGUGUGGUGCGCUAUGCCGCUGACCGUCCUGCGCGUCCAUGUCGUUUCCAUUGCCUAGAAAGGGAUCAUUACGUGUGCAAUGCAAGAACGUGUCUAUGAGUCUGUCCUGGUGA